GAAUUCGAGGAGUACAUGUAGCUGGGUCCAUGCUCUCUGGUGCACGGGCCCCUACAUGGGCUUUUUUUCCAGCCUCCUCAGUAUUGGAAAUUUCUGUACUUGAGGAAAGUUUUCUUGCACUCAAGUUCUAGAUUACUACACCCACUUUCACACAAUCCCCAACACUAUCACCACGAACGCAAACAGAAACACAAGGUCAAGGACGCAGAAAGUAACAUCAUGGCUACUCAGGUCACCGCCCUUCCGCAAACACACGGUGGUCACGCCGAGGCACUUCAGCAAAUCUUCGACAUCUGCGACGAUGUCAGCGCGAGGUUGAAUACGCCCGACCAACACCUUCCUGUGGAAGUUCCAAGUAGCAUUCUGCCAGACAGCGCGCUCUUCGAAGUACUCAAGGCACGCUUGGAGUCAAUGACGGGCAUGCGCUUCACUCUGUACACAAGCGGCGCUGAAGGUACUUGGUUCUUUCCUGCCGCUGCGCCCAUGUCUUCUGAGCCACCAGCGAACUCGGUCGACAACGCAGUCGGCCUGACUGGUGGAGCGCAAUCACUCUCUGCAAGCACACCAGGCACCGGCGAUGUCGCAUCGACGAACAAGAAGAUCCCACGUCCAAUGAACGCUUUCAUGAUCUACCGUCUCCGCCACCACUCGAUCGUUGCAGGAGAGAAUCCUGGCAUGCACAACAAUGACAUCUGUGCGUACUCCACUUUAUAACCAGCUUAACAGCAGUGCUGAC
Molecule: messenger RNA, 736 nt
Organism: Sphaerulina musiva SO2202
Lineage: Eukaryota; Fungi; Ascomycota; Dothideomycetes; Mycosphaerellales; Mycosphaerellaceae
Exons: 2
Coding region: 220-714 (164 amino acids)
Biological process (GO): cell differentiation; negative regulation of transcription by RNA polymerase II; anatomical structure morphogenesis
Molecular function (GO): RNA polymerase II cis-regulatory region sequence-specific DNA binding; DNA-binding transcription factor activity, RNA polymerase II-specific
Source: RefSeq, a predicted model, not a curated record